ACAAGGCAUACUUUGUACAAAAUUUAUCAUAGUCUUGUAGAAAGGGUGAACAUUGGGUUACAGACUGUCACGCUGUCCUUCUUCCUUCUUCACCUUCCACCCCGAUGAAGAGGAUGGAGGAGGUGUCUCCUAGCAAGUCACAGGCACAGCCCCACCCUACCAUGGCCUUCCUCAAUGUGGCCCGCACCUACGUGCCCAACACCAAGGUCGAGUGCCACUACACCCUGCCCCCCAGCAUGAAGCCGUCAGCCCGCGACUGGAUCGGGAUAUUCAAGGUGGAGGCCUCGUCCGUGCGGGAUUACUACACCUUCGUGUGGUGCGUGGUGCCCGACGGAGGCGCGGAGGGGGCGCCCGUCCAUUCCAGUGUCCAGUUCCAUGCCAGCUACCUGCCCAAGCCAGGGGCCCAGCAGUACCAGUUCCGCUAUGUGGACCGCCGUGGCGAGGUGCGCGGCCAGAGCAGCCCCUUCCAGUUCAGCGAGCCCCGGCCCAUGGACGAGCUCGUCACGCUGGAGGAGGAUGACGAGGGCAACAUGGACAUGUUGCUGGUGGUGCCCAAGGCCACCCUGCUGCAGAACCAGCUGGAGGAGAGUCAGCAGGAGCACAGCAGGCUGCUGCGAGAGAAGCUGCGGCUGGAGGAGGAGGUGAAGGAGCUGCGGGCCCGGAUUGAGCAGCUGGAGGAGGCUCUGGGCACCAUGCGGGAUGAGCACACCAAGCUGGCGGAGCAGUACAAGGAUCUCUCGAGCUCCCAUGCAGCCGUGAUGGAGGAGCGGGACGCGCUGAGCCGGCAGCAGGCGGGACAGCUGGCCCGCAUCCAGGAGCUGGAGGAGGACGUUCAGGCCCUGAGCGAGAAGGUGCUGCAGAAGGAGGUGGAGUUGGACAGGAUGAAGGACACGGUGAAGUCCCUGGUGCGGGAGCAGGAGCAGAUCCACCACCAGCUCAAGGAGGAGAACGCCGAGAAGGAGCAUUACCAGGUCAAGCUGCAGGCCUCGGAGCAGGAGAGCCGGAACCUGGCCUGCGACCUGCUGCUGGCCAAGACCCGGCACAGCGAGAAGGUGUCGCAGGCCCUGGUGCUGCAGGAGGACAUCAGCAAGCUGCAGCAGAAGCUGGCAGCCGCACAGCAGAGGACGGCCCAGCUGGACGCGCUGUGUGAGCAGCUCCGCUCCACCCAGGACCUCCUUGCCGCCAGCCAGCAGAAAGUGGUGCUGCUGGGGGAGGAGUUGGCCAGCGCCUCCUCCAUCCGGGACCGGACCAUCUCGGACCUCCACAAGAGCCGGCUGGAGUCAGCCGAAACCAACAUCAAGCUGGCAGACAUGACCCUGAAAUGGAAGGAGGGGAAAGGCCAGUGGUGGAAGGAGAAGAGCAACCUGCUGCAGAGCAUAGAGGCGGAGAAGGACAAGAUCCUGAAGCUGAGCGCCGAGGUGCUGAAGCUGGAGAAGAACCUGCAGGAGGAGCGAGCCCAGAAGCAGGCGCUGAAAUCUGAAUUGUCCCACGAGAGGGACUCCAGCCUGGUGCAGCUGUCGGAGAGCAAGCGGGAGCUCAAGGAGCUGCGCGCGGCCCUGAAGGUGGCUGAGAAGGAGAAGGAGCAGCUCCAGGAGGAGAAACAGGAGCUGCUGGAGUACGCCCGCAAGCUGGAGGAACGGCUGGAGAAGGUGGCCGACGAGAAGUGGAGCGAGGUGACGGCGGCCGAGGAGGAGGAGGCAGCGGCCACAGCGCUGAGCUCCCUGGACUCCCCACUCUCGGAUUCGGAGGACGAGUCCCCCGAGGACAUGAGGAUCCACACCCAGCUCAGCCCCUACAGCCUGUGCGACAACCGGGCAGGCACCAAGACCCCGCCGUGCCUGCGGGAGCCCAUGCACAAGGUGGUGAUCAGCCAGCCCGCCCCCAUCACCACCCAGAUCAAGCAGCCCACCGAGGACAACAGCUCCGACUCAGAGGCGGAGGACGAGAAGGCCGUGCUGAUGGCGGCUGUGCGGAGCGGAGGGGAAGAGACCAGUCUGCUGCUGCCCGAGCUGGGCAGCGUCUUCUAUGAGAUGGCCAGCGGCAUCACCGGCCGCCAGCCGUCAGACCUGGGCCCUUGCGGGAUGGGUGCCUCCCCGCUGGACCUGCCCGCGUCCCCCGGCCUGUGGAAGGAGUGCCCCAUCUGCAAGGAGCGCUUCCCCCUGGAGUGCGACAAGGAGGCGCUGGAAGAGCACGUCGACAGCCACUUCUUCUUCAGCGCCCAGGACCCCUUCGCCUUCGAGUGACGCCCCC
Molecule: messenger RNA, 2250 nt
Organism: Emys orbicularis (European pond turtle)
Lineage: Eukaryota; Metazoa; Chordata; Testudines; Emydidae
Gene: CALCOCO1
Product: calcium binding and coiled-coil domain 1
Exons: 14
Coding region: 105-2243 (712 amino acids)
Biological process (GO): positive regulation of transcription by RNA polymerase II
Molecular function (GO): transcription coactivator activity
Source: RefSeq, a predicted model, not a curated record